This is a messenger RNA of Puma concolor (puma), 414 nucleotides long. The record is from RefSeq and is a predicted model, not a curated record. Lineage: Eukaryota; Metazoa; Chordata; Mammalia; Carnivora; Felidae.
AUGGCGGAAGUGGAGCAGAAGGAGCAGCGGGCUUUGCGUAAGUUCACCUACCAUGAUGACCUUGGCCAGCUGCUAGGUGUGUCUGAGCCAUUGAUGCAGCUGUACAGCACCCUACAGUGGCAGAGGCUGAACCGGAGCCUAUGGGGGAAGCAUCACUCACUGCUGCUGUCUAAGGCCAAGAAGGAGGCUCCCUUCAUGAGAAGCCCAAGGUGGUUAAGGACACACCUGCGGGACAUGGUCAUCCUGCCUGAGAUGGGGGUUGUCUACAAUGGCAAGAUCUUCAACCAGGUUGAAAUCAAACCCAAGAUGAUUGGCCACUACCUGGGUGAGUUCUCCAUCACCUACAAGCCUAUGAAGCAUGGCAGGCCUGGCACGGAGGCCACUCACUCCUCAAGCUACAUCCUUCUCAAGUAG